GUGAUGGAGAGGUCUGUACCGCUGCUUCUGCUGGGUGUGUGGGCGCUCAGCAGCCUGUCCCAACAAUCGGUGGAGGUGAUCGAACAAUGUCCAGAGAGGAUUCUGGGUAACAAAAGGAGUCAAACAUGUCUCAAAAAGUGCCAACAAGACAAAGACUGUGGCAACAAGCGCCAGUGUUUGUGUGAUGGACAGUGUGGACUCAGCUGUGUGGUUCCAGGUCGGACGUGUCCAUGGCCUCUUACCCCCGGUGAUCACUCUGACGUGGUUCUCCUCUCUGCAUCACUGUCUUUCUCUGCUCUUCUGGAAGUGCGCUGUCAUCCAGGUUACUCCACGGCCCAUGGACUGAAUGCUACUAUCCGCCGGUGCCAAGGUGACCAACAGUGGAGUGGUAAUGAACCCGUGUGCAGAGGUCAAAAUAUUAAAUCAGAGACAGAGUCUGGGGUAUCUUGCCCUCUGCCCAGUCAUGAGCUGCUGUAUGUGAAUGGCAGUGCUGCAGUAGGUGCCACAAUUCAGUACCAAUGUGCACCUGGAUUCAUGCUGGUUGGAAACAGUGAAAAUGUUUGUCAGGAGAACCAGACAUGGCAGUUUCCACAUCCCAUCUGUCAACUGUGUGUGUGUGUGUGUGUGUGUGUGUGUGUGUGUGUUUGUCUUGUAGGUGUGUUUUGUUUACCACCAGUGGAGGUCAACCAUGGCUACUUGGUGGCUGUGCAGAAGUCUAAAUAUAACGUGGGUGACUCCAUUUAUUACCUCUGCAAGAAGACUUUUUUACUGGAUGGACCAAACCAAGUUACCUGUCAGUCAGAUGGCACAUGGAGCACAGUGCCCUACUGUCGAGCCCGCUGUACAAUCCCAGCACAGCGCAGCAGAGUGAUCGUGGAUGGAGUUAAACGUUGGCCCUAUGACUUGACAGAUGGGAUGGUAACUCAUGGGGAAAAUGUAACAUUCUUCUGCAAACACCCACACAAGUACUGCAGUUUAACAGCUACAGAAAGCUGCUUUGAUGGACAUCUACCGGCACCCAGCUGCUACCUCGACCCCACAUGGUUCCAAUAUCAGCUCUACCCUCACCGGCUGGUAUCUGAGAUUAACCCGUGUGAUCCUGCUGACCUGCUGUAACUAAAUUACAUCAGUGAAGUUCAUACAGAAAUUCACAGUGUUUAAACUUCUCAUUACAGGCUUGUACAAGAUAUACAUGGAUUAUUUUAUGUAAAGCGAUGUCACUAUGUAACUGAUUUAAAAAUAAACAAAAUAAGCAAAUCAGAAUGAUAUAAUCAUCAUACAUCAUAAAGCACUGUUGUCGGUUUAGCUAAUUUUAUAUUGC
Trichomycterus rosablanca is the source of this 1321-nucleotide messenger RNA. RefSeq names its product ntl-dependent gene 5 (gene ntd5). The record is from RefSeq and is a predicted model, not a curated record. Lineage: Eukaryota; Metazoa; Chordata; Actinopteri; Siluriformes; Trichomycteridae. Gene Ontology annotation, molecular function: peptidase inhibitor activity. Gene Ontology annotation, cellular component: extracellular region. The transcript is spliced from 8 exons. The coding region runs from base 4 to 1116 and encodes 370 amino acids.